This is a messenger RNA of Habropoda laboriosa, 704 nucleotides long. RefSeq names its product transmembrane emp24 domain-containing protein-like. NCBI's taxonomy places the organism in Eukaryota, Metazoa, Arthropoda, Insecta, Hymenoptera, Apidae. Gene Ontology annotation, biological process: Golgi organization; endoplasmic reticulum to Golgi vesicle-mediated transport; intracellular protein transport. The transcript has 3 exons. Bases 82 to 702 code for a protein of 206 amino acids. The record is from RefSeq and is a predicted model, not a curated record. Gene Ontology annotation, cellular component: COPII-coated ER to Golgi transport vesicle; endoplasmic reticulum-Golgi intermediate compartment; endoplasmic reticulum.
GGUAGCAACAUGCCACUGUGAAGUGGCAAGAAAAAGAAAGUAUACAUCGUUUUUAAUUAGUUCACAUUGUAAUUUGAUAAAAUGAGGUGGCUCAUUUUGUGUUUAUACUUAAGUUUUUUGAGUUCUAGUGCAAGUUGUUAUUUUAUUACUGUAGAUGCACAUGCGGAAGAAUGUUUUUUCGACAAUGUGGAAGCAGGCACGAAAAUGGGUCUAACAUUUGAAAUAGCAGAAGGUGGAUUUUUAGAUAUAGAUGUGAAAAUAAUUGGUCCUGAUGAAACAAUAAUCUAUCAUGGUAUUCAAGAGAGCAGUGGUAAAUAUACAUUUGCUGCACAUCUUCCGGGUAUUUAUACCUAUUGUUUUGGUAACCAAAAAAGUAGUAUGACACCCAAAGUUGUAAUGUUUAAUAUGGACAUUGGUGAAAAUCCAAAGCCUCUCGAACAAACUUCUGAUGGAAAAAAUGCUGAUAAUUCAAAUCAUAGUAAAAUAGAUGACAUGAUUAAAGAAUUAAGUACAAGUUUAUGGGGUGUGAAGAAUGAACAAGAAUAUAUGCAGGUUCGGGAUCGAAAUCAUAGAGCUAUCAGUGAAAGCACAAACUCUCGUGUAGUUGUGUGGGCAUUCUUUGAAGCUACAGUUUUGGUUUGUAUGACAGUAGGACAAAUUUUUUACCUCAUACGGUUCUUUGAAGUCAGGAGAGUUGUUUAAUA